AUGCCUGCCAUCGAGAGGACCUUCAUUGCCGUCAAGCCUGAUGGCGUUCAGCGCGGCCUUGUUGGCAACAUUAUUGCCCGCUUCGAAGCUCGUGGCUUUCGCCUCGUUGCCCUGAAGCUCGUCCGCCCUGGCAAGGAGCACCUUGAGCAGCACUAUGCUGAGCUCAAGGACAAGCCCUUCUUCCCCGGCCUCAUCGAGUACAUGAACAGCGGUCCCAUUGUCGCCAUGGUUUGGGAGGGUCUCGACGUUGUCAAGACUGGCCGCGCCAUGCUUGGUGCCACCAAUCCUCUUGCUUCUGCUCCAGGAACCAUUAGGGGCGACUAUGCCAUCGCUGUGGGGCGUAAUGUGGCACAUGGUUCUGACAGCGUUGAGAACGCUGAGAGAGAAAUUGCGUUGUGGUUCAAGCCGGAGGAGCUUGUUGACUGGGAGCAGUCCCAGAAGGCCUGGAUCUAUGAGUAA
This is a messenger RNA of Thermochaetoides thermophila DSM 1495, 459 nucleotides long. Its product is annotated as putative nucleoside protein. Gene Ontology annotation, biological process: CTP biosynthetic process; GTP biosynthetic process; UTP biosynthetic process. The transcript has 7 exons. The coding region runs from base 1 to 459 and encodes 152 amino acids. The record is from RefSeq and is a predicted model, not a curated record. NCBI's taxonomy places the organism in Eukaryota, Fungi, Ascomycota, Sordariomycetes, Sordariales, Chaetomiaceae. Gene Ontology annotation, molecular function: nucleoside diphosphate kinase activity.